This is a messenger RNA of Xenopus laevis (African clawed frog), 5021 nucleotides long. RefSeq names its product membrane integral NOTCH2 associated receptor 1 S homeolog (gene minar1.S). The transcript is spliced from 4 exons. The record is from RefSeq and is a predicted model, not a curated record. Lineage: Eukaryota; Metazoa; Chordata; Amphibia; Anura; Pipidae. Bases 1155 to 3728 code for a protein of 857 amino acids. Gene Ontology annotation, biological process: negative regulation of cell population proliferation; negative regulation of TOR signaling. Gene Ontology annotation, cellular component: plasma membrane; endomembrane system.
AAUAUGGACUUAUUUGCUAAUCCAUUCCAGGCCAAUAAAUAAGAGGAGGGAGAAAGAUCGGGGCAGGCGGCUUUGGAGCAGAAGGCAGGGGAAGGUGUGAAAACAAUACAGUAACAAAUCAGGAUACAGAUCAAAGUAAUGCAAAGCUGGAGCAGUAGGGAAGGGUGGGGGGAUAUUACAGAGAAGAGUGGUAGAGCCUGGAAGAGCAGAGUGCCUGUGAGAGGGAGAAUGAAGCAGUGCUGCAGAGGUGACUUGUGCACAAUCUGCCUGAGCUGAGCUUGCUAUCUGCGCCUGCUGGGGACUGUUGGGCUCUUCCCUUCUGCAGCACCCAGAGACACAAGAGGAAGACAUUGCACCCAGACCUGAGGAUGCCUCUGACUGACAAAAGGAGCAGAGAGGAGAGUGGGGGCUGGAGGAGCAGCAGCAGUAGCAGCACAGCAUAAACACACUUCACUGCCAGACACAGCAAGGAUAUUUCAUUGACAGGACACCAUGCAGAAGUAGAGCAAAGGCUUACUGAUACACGCACAGAAACACACAGACGCUUGGAAUGUAUACAGUGGGUCCCACUCCAUAGCAUGGCUAGAUCCCUGCACACACCUUGCAUGUAAAUAUACAAUGCAUCCACUGCAAUCAACAUACAGUACAUGUACAGAACAUUAACACACUUGCACAGGGCACCCAGUGGGCUCCACAUAUGUGCACAUACAUAUCCUCACACUGUGAGGUCAUUGUAAGUAUAAACAAAUACCAGCACACAUUGGGUUGUGUGUAUGUAUCAAUACAUUCCAGCACACAGUGGGCAUAGAUCCAUGCUAGCACAGAAACCCAGCACUGAAUUACACUCACUUUGCUGGAUAAGUAGAACAAGCACCUUUGCCACUAAAUAUAACCACAAGAGGAGGUUCUGCAUCUGAAUUGCUACCUGCAAACCUGACACUUAAAUUAUAAAGAUACCUAUGUCUCAUCUUCUCUUACCCUGCAGAGACCACAGCUCACAGGGUUACAUGUAGCAGACCCACAAUUUUGCAUAAACACAGGCUGAACAAAGGAAGACCCUCCAAAUUACAGGUCGCCCCCCCUAUCAACUAUUUCCUUGUGCACCUUGAAACCCUGCCGGUUGUGUAGUACAGGAGGUGAAAUCCAUUGUCAUCAUGGGUGAAGCUCAGGACUCCUCCUUCCUACUUGUAAAAAUUUUGGAAGAUUUAGACUCUAAGCAAAACUCUGUUUCCUACCAAGACCUCUGUAAAUCCUUGUGCGCUCGGUAUGACUUACCGGAACUGGCCAAGUUGCGCAGCCUUCUGUACUACACAGCAUGCCAAGAUCCAAGCUUUCCAGCAAGCCUCUUUCGAGACAAGAUGCGAAAUGCAGCAGAAAAUCAGCAGUCCAAGAAAAUAAUUGCAGCUGCUGAUAUAGUUACUAUAUUUAAUCUGAUACAGAUGAAUGAAGGAGUCGCCAAAGACAAACUUCCUAUUCAACAGCAGUCGAAUCAAAAAGAAACUAUAGAGUCAGACACUGAUGGCUACAGUGGAACAGAUAUAGCCCCUCACAAGGAAACUCAGAAUACCAGUCGGAGUUAUUCCAUAACUAGAACCUCCAGCUGCCAUAAAGAAGAGAGAGAAGGGCGCCGCACAUUUCUUCCAGAACCAAAUUUCCUACUUGGUGUUAAAAAAGAUGCCAAUGUUAGAGCGGGAUCCUUGGACAGACUGCAGACCAUAGACUCUUACCCCAUGGUUACUCCCCAAUCGUGUGAAAUGCAAAGUACCUACUUCCCUAGUCAACCAUUGUCUGAGCCAGAAUCCCUUCCACCCACACCAAAUGAGGAACCAUUUAGGCUCUCAUCUACUAGUGGAAAGAGGAGAAAUAUUUUUAAAGACGAUUUCCAUAACAUGAGAAUUUCUCCUACCUUGAAAAAGAGUGAGGGUAAAAUAAGCCCUAAGACUGUGUUCUUUAAUCACAGUUUUGAAAUGCCGUACAGUUCCCACUAUCUGAACACUGUUUAUUCUUCCACAGAAGAUUUUCGUAGAGCAAAGCAUGAAAGUUUAGAUGACCUUCAGGCCUCCACUUACUUUGGACCAUCUUCUGGCCCUGGAUCACAAGACCUGAAAAAAAUUUCAAACAAACCAAAACAAGUUACAACCAAACCAGUUAAGAGCUGGAGCUUAAACAAUGAAGAGGUGCCAGACUUUGAGCGUUCCUUUUUUAACCGAAAAGAGACAAAUUUUUGUUACCCUAGCACUGCCUUGGUACAAAGCAGUAGCUUUGUAUCAGGUCCAGAACGACAUCAUUCUUUCAUACCUGAACUAGGAUUAAAGGCUAAUGGGAAAAAAUUUUGUGAACCUCCAGAUGUGGAAAAACAGGAGUCGAUGAGGAGAUUUAGAGAAAAGAAUACAAAACUUCCUGCUUGUCAGUUCAGCGUAGACAAAACAGAAAGUGUUGGAACCCAGACAGAACAGUCCGAGGUCAAAAAAGGAAAGGAGACUGUUCCUGCUAAUUGUGGUCGGUAUACAGAAGGACGGGCUCGUAACCAAUCUGAGGCAGAUUCUGAAAUCAUUAGUGAUGAUAUCAGUGAUAUAUUCCGUUUUCUAGAUGAUAUGAGUCUUUGUGGUUCUUCUGGAAUUCCUCAGUCUUCCUGUUACAAUAGCAGUGGCUCCUUGGUUCAAAUUCCCAGAUUAGAACCUGAGAGCUCUCCUGAACAUGGUCCUAACAGAGCCAGUAAACCAACUAAGGGCCCUCGGACAGAGACGGGGGAGGAAGAGGGGCUUAAGAGCAGUGUCAGAAAACUUGUUCGAAGGAUUGGGGAGAUUGAAAAGAAAUUGGAAUCACUUUCUGGUGUGCGUGAUGAAGUAUCUCAAGUGCUGGCCAAACUCAAUACACUGGAUGAGAGAAUACAGCCUCCACCAGACAAAAUAAAAGGGGAAUCUGAGAGUCUGUCUCACAACAGUGAUGUAAUAAAUAGCACAAGAGCCUCUCCCUGUUCAUUUCAUGAUCAAAAUACCCACAAUGCAAAUGGGGAGAGCAAACCUGAGUGCUGUUGCUCUGAUAUCAAUAAUACCAGCGAAAGCCUUCGAGUUAAAGCUCUGAAAAAGAAUCUCUAUAAUCAGAGAACAGUACGUUCCUUAAGCGAAGAAAUUUCUUCAAGCGAACCUAAGAUAGGCAGUGCUUCACAUGACUGCAGGUCUUGGGCAUUCCCUAAACAAACUAGCAUCUCCGAGGAGGACAAAAAGGACAAAGGAGCUCAGAACAGCAGAGACUGGCACCGCAAGUCAAAAGAGGUGGAUCGCCAGCAUGAAAUACCUCAUCUCCAUCGGAUGCCCAAGUCCCAUAAGGAGUCAUUUAUGGUGGAGCAGGUGUUCAGCCCACAUCCAUACCCAGCGUCGCUCAAGUCUCACAUGAAAAGUAACCCAAUCUAUACAGAUAUGCGCCUGACAGAAAUGACAGAGGUAAAGCGCACCCAGCCAUCAUGGACUAUAGAGGAAUACGCACACAACUCAGGAGAGAAAGGAAGAUUGACAGCACUUGAUCUGCAGGGGCAAGAGUCUCUGAAUCCCAAUAAUCUCGAGUUCUGGAUGGAAGAUAUCUACACCCCAGGAUAUGACUCUCUCAUAAAGAGGAAGGAGGCAGAGUUCCGACGAGCUAAAGUCUGUAAGAUGGCUGCUCUUAUCACUGCGGCCGCCUGUACUGUCAUCUUGGUGAUUGUGGUUCCCAUCUGCACCAUGAAGUCCUAAUUUUCUGCUAUCAAUUUAUCUGUGUUUCUGUCCAUGGUGCCAGGGACACGUGAAAAUAAAAGCCAUUAUAAAACUAUGAAAAAAGUAAUUAUUCUAAUGCAAUUCUUUAGCACCUGUGCAAGACAUACUGUGAACAUAUUGACAGCAUUUGGUAAUGUAUAAAACGCUGCUUAAGUUUAGAGACCACACGUUGAACUUCUUAUCUGGUCAACAGCUUUGAUUGUUCUGCAAAGAAAAUGGUGAUGUCUGCUUUUGGUUUCCCGGGUUCCUCCAUAUUGCAGCUAAAGGAGAGGAGUUCAAUCACUACUGGGAACCUCUUCUUCCAUCUGCUUUACUCAUAAAUGGACUUAUUUAGUUAGAGAAAAUAAUUUUGUUCUACUGAGCAUUUUAAGGAUUGUCACUGGAAUGUAUGCAAUGGGAUUAAAUUAAAGCUAACACACAUAUAAGCAUUUUCAUGUUAUACUAUGAAUUAAACUGUUAUGGGUAGGACCAAAAACAAGACGCAACAAGUGAUAUUCAGCCAAAGAGAUGAUGCUACAUCUUUCACUAAGCAAUACUACUGUAUAUAACAAGGAUAGGCAACCUUCAGGGAACAGAUCUGGCAAGAGAAUGCAGGGGGCUUUGAAGAUUUACAAUAACUAAAGGGCUGAAAGUUUCCUAUCCUUGCAAUAUCAUCUCAUAUUCCGUGCCUUUUCUUUUUUGCAAUACUUUUAAAUAGUUCUUACUUUUCAUUACAUUUAUGAUGUUUUGCCAGAAUAAAGGAGUUUCUGGAGCUCUAGAUGAGAUAACAUCCUAGUGCUCCCGAUAACCUUUAAAUAUAUUUAGUUUUUAUUAAUAUAAAUACAGACUAUUCAUUUAUCAUGCUAAAAAAAGUUUUAAUGAGAAUGAAGCAUAGAUUUUAUUUUUUACUAAUUAUAUAAAAAGUGGUUCUGCUGUCAUCAAUAUGUCUACCUGGAUUGUCCCUUUACAGACAUAUUGUACAUUGUCAAGCUCAUAUACCUCACUUUGCACUGGAGAGGCUCUAAUUAGAAAAUGUGUAUUGUACAGUGGUGGUAGGGACACUAUUAUCAGAACAACCCGUGUACCUGAAUGAACAGUAAUUAAUCUGGGUAGAGUGAUGCAUUAAUGAUUUACUGCAAUUAUAAAACAGCUACUUCUUCUUGCAUAAGGAAAUAUUUUCUGCUGCUCACCUACAUCCUUUUGGUAAAGGAAUCCCAUAUCUUUGACAUGAGAAGAGUAAUGCAGAAUCAAUCAAAUAUCCAAUAUAGCAAUUAUUUGUGGGCUGAUAUCAUA